Solanum lycopersicum (tomato) is the source of this 588-nucleotide messenger RNA. NCBI's taxonomy places the organism in Eukaryota, Viridiplantae, Streptophyta, Magnoliopsida, Solanales, Solanaceae. The record is from RefSeq and is a predicted model, not a curated record.
AUGGAGAUUAGCAUUUCCAAGUUGAUUAGGUUAUGGAUUGCUGAGCAAUUCGUAAAGGAGAGAAGCAAUAAAAGGUUAGAAGUUGUGGCAGAGGAGUAUCUUGAAGAGUUAAUUGAUAAAAGUCUAAUUUUGGCUGGUAAACAAAGGGCUAAUGGAAGGAUGAGAAGUUGCAAAAUUCACGAUCUUCUUCGCCAACUAUGCCUAAGAGAAGCUCAUACAGAAACUGUUGUGCAUUUCAUGAAUGAGAAUGUUCCAAUGUCCUCAGAAGCCAUAUAUGAUCAACGACGAGUGAUCGUUCCAUCUAAACUUCAACAUGUGAGAUUUUAUCCUACAAGGCAUAGCAGUGGUAUCACAAGUAUGACCCGCACCUUUGCUACAACAAAAGAUAAUUAUAUUAAAAUGCAAACAAGUUCCAUUGUUUCACAGUUCAAGUUGCUUAAGGUGUUAGACGUAUUAUUAGUCUGGAAAGAUUUCAGUUGUAUAAUACCUCAGCUUGUACAUUUGAGAUAUGUUGCUGCGAAUAUUGAGAAAGCUUUUUCACUAGACAAAUUGAGAAAUCUAGAGACCAUAAUUCUUGUAAAAACCUGA